Molecule: messenger RNA, 771 nt
Organism: Trichosporon asahii var. asahii CBS 2479
Lineage: Eukaryota; Fungi; Basidiomycota; Tremellomycetes; Trichosporonales; Trichosporonaceae
Product: AT hook motif family protein
Exons: 1
Coding region: 1-771 (256 amino acids)
Source: RefSeq, a predicted model, not a curated record
AUGCCCGUCGAACACGACUUCGAGGACGAUGUCUUUUCGGCCUCAGACGACGAUGACUCUGAUGUGGAAGACUCAGUUAUGAAGGAACGCUCAGCCAAACACGCAGAGUACUGCGCCCGCGUUAAGAAGUCAACCACCAUUGCUGGGACGUACGUGAUCGACUGCCCCGAGAUCGAGAACGGGUGGGACGAUGUGAGUGACCUCCAGCUGUCCAUAGCCAGCACCCCUCUUGCCGGUUUCUACCAGGCCACCUUCAACUUCGGCAUCUAUGAGGGCGUGAUGAUGCUGAGCGCCGACCGCAAGGCGCUGAGUUAUUUCAGCGAGGAGAAGCUGAGGGAUCUCGAGACAGCCGACGAGGUUGCAAAGGCAGACCAGAAACAAAGCGUCAAUGGCCAUCAUGAACGGAAGGACAACGACGGCAUUUCCUUGGGGACGAAACGCAAGGCUGAUGAUGCUGAAGAUCGUCGUCCGUCGAAGGCGGCCAAAACCGAAUCCGCCCCUGAGAGCUCGGCAAGUGCUCCUCUGAGCCUCUACCUGUGCAUGCGCACCUGUGAGACUGGGACCGGCGAGAUCGACCCAGAUCCCAGUAUGGGCCGCAUCACCUUCAACGAUGCCCUCACUACUUUCACGGGCACGGCCGACAUUGGGUGUGUUGGGCGAAACGUCCCUCUCAGGGGUCGCAAAAUCUCCGACAAUGUUGAAAACCAAGCGCGGUGGGAGGACUACGGCCACGCCGCUGCUGAGGCAGCAUGCAACUCUCGCUGGCACUAG